This is a messenger RNA of Leptosia nina, 276 nucleotides long. NCBI's taxonomy places the organism in Eukaryota, Metazoa, Arthropoda, Insecta, Lepidoptera, Pieridae. The record is from the annotation of a GenBank genome assembly.
AUGCAGUUAUGGGGUACAGCCAGUCGCUCCAACAUCACCAUAAUACAAAGAGUGCAAAGCUAUAUUCUAAAGCACAUAACAAAUGCACCGUGGUUUAUCAAAACAAGAGAAAUCCACGAAAAUUUAAACAUGCCAAUGGUCAAAGAUGAGAUAAGUACCCACGGCGACAAAUACAUAAAGCGACUUCAAAAGCAUCCGAAUAAGCUUGCGGGUCAGCUCACAGUCCCUGAAAGCAUUCGUCGCCUGAAGAAGCGACGAGACAUCUUUGACCACUAA